AAUGUCUUCUUCAACAUUUAUCACCCCCGAUCGUCAUGGUUACAAUGUAAAAUACUCUCCAUUCGACAGCAAUCAUCUUCUGCUAGCCUCUAGCCAGCUAUAUGGACUUGCAGGUGGUGGAACUUUAUACCUCUUAGAGCUACGAUCCGAUUCGGAAAUCGAUGAGAUUUGUAAAUUUGAAUGGUCAGAUGGUUUGUUCGAUGUUGCCUGGUGUCCAUAUGCGGAUAAUGUGGCAGCAACAGCAUCCGGUGAUGGAAGUUUACAAAUCUGGGAUCUAGAAGCAAGAGAAAAGUCUACAAAACCUAUGGCAGUUAUGCAAGAGCAUAAGAACGAAGUCUACAGCAUUGAUUGGGGUGAACAAUGGAAUAAUCAUCACAUUUUGAGUGCCAGUUGGGAUGGAUCGAUGAAAUUGUGGGAUUCCAAUCGAUUGAAUUCGGUGGCUACAUUUGUGGGUCAUUCUGAUUUGAUUUAUUGUGCUAAAUUUUCUCCACUUUUAGCGAAUAUCUUUUCUAGUGUAAGUACUGAUGGACAUUUGAAUUUAUGGAAUUCUUUAGAUUUUUCAGGUAAACCGUUGAUUAGUGUCCCAGCCCAUGCGGGCGAGGUGCUAACUUGUGAUUGGAGCAAGUUUGAUAGGAAUGUUCUGGUGACUGGAGGAUCAGAUGGCGUUGUAAGGGGCUGGGAUUUAAGGAACUUGAGGCAGCAUACAUUUGAGUUGUAUAGUGGCGAGUAUGCAGUGAGGCGAUUGGCAUUUUCACCGUGUUCGCCGACACUUUUAGCUGCGGCGAAUUAUGAUUUUACAACAAGGAUUUGGGACUUAAGUAUGAAGUAUGAUGCUAUUGAGACGAUAGCAAAGCAUUCAGAAUUUGUCUACGGUAUUGAUUGGAAUGUCAAUAAUCCUAAUCAAAUUGCCGAUUGUGGAUGGGAUUCAGUUUUGAAUGUUUACACACCAGAGUCGCUCAAGGAUAAGUUAAAUUAA
Molecule: messenger RNA, 976 nt
Organism: Episyrphus balteatus (marmalade hoverfly)
Lineage: Eukaryota; Metazoa; Arthropoda; Insecta; Diptera; Syrphidae
Gene: Pex7
Product: peroxisomal targeting signal 2 receptor
Exons: 2
Coding region: 2-976 (324 amino acids)
Biological process (GO): protein import into peroxisome matrix
Cellular component (GO): cytosol; peroxisomal matrix
Molecular function (GO): protein binding
Source: RefSeq, a predicted model, not a curated record